UAAUCAUUUUCCUUACAUUUCCCAUUCCAUGAAAUCUUGCAGCUAAGUUUCAAUAUCUCUUCUAUCUAUCCUUUUUUUAUUUUUUGUAUCAGUCUUUUAUUGCCUUUUGAUUUUUCGUUAUCAUUUUUUCUUGUAUAAUUCUUUCGUGGGUUCUGAUUGUUUUGCGUUUUUUUUGAAAAAAAUUUUGAAUUUUGCCAACGUUAAUGUCAUCAUGGGGCUGAAGCCAUUUUGAGCAUGGGAUCAUCUAGGAUCAGAAUGCCAUCAAAUAAUUUGAUAAAAUGUUGAGGGUAAUAACAAUAAUAGGCCCAAUGAAAUUGUUCUUUUUUGGGAAUUCUUUGUAGGAAAUAAUUGUUUGCAGUAAUUUCUGGGAUUUAUAAUCUCAGGAGGGAAUGGUAGUGGCACUGGCAAUGUCAUUAGUCGGCACUUGGGUUAAUUAAGAUAUUCUUAAUCUAUAACCGGUUAUCAAUUCUAGGGCUGCAUAGAAAUACUUGUAAUGGUCAACCAAUUUUUAGCAUCAAUAUUUUAUGAUUUAUUGGUUUUGCCUUUUUCAAGAUAUUCAAAAUCUACCAGAAGCAACCUAAAUGAAGAAAUGCUACUUUCAUCAGCUGCAACUAGGGUUGCUAGCUUUUGUCUGCAAAACUACAGAUUUUGGUCAUUGAUGAGCACUGAGAGGAAAAGGGAAACCAGCAAAAAACUGAUGUUAAUCAUUUCUGUAAUCUUUUGCAGCUUUAUUAUCUCAGUUAAUUUCUUGUUAAAGAAUUACAGGCUAUUGAUACUUUGUUGUGAUUACCUGACAUUUUGCUGAAAAGAGUUUUGAAUUACAUGCUUCAUGAAUAUGUUGAGCAUUUUCCUUGGAGGGAUUUCCAUGCAGCAUCGUACACUUUUCUUCUUUUGGUUGUGCAGAAGUUUCUGUUGAUUAAAUAUUACUACAUGCUAGUUGGUUGUUUUUGCCUUGAAGAUAUCUAUGUGACCUGUUGUACAAAAUGUUUGAUUGUGGAUACAAGUCAAGCUACAUCGGUGACCAGAGGGAGAAAUUUGUGAGAUUGGAUGAUAUGGACUCUACGUUGUCAAUGAAUACUAAUAGCGGUGGAAUGAAGAAAUUCUGUUUCAAUUUUUUAGAAGGAUUUUCCCUUAGUAGACGUGGAAAGAAGAAUCCAUCACAAUCUUUCAGGUUUGAUUUUGAUGUGAAAAAGGGAUCAGAAGGACUGAUAACAAUCGGUCGAUCAAUAACAACUGGAGUGACUCGUGCAGUGUUCCCUGAGGAUCUUAAAGUGUCUGAGAAAAAGAUAUUUGAUCCUCAAGACAAAUCUCUCCUCUUAUGGAACAGGCUUUUUGUCAUAUCCUGCAUUCUUGCAGUAUCCGUAGAUCCUUUAUUCUUUUAUCUGCCAGUCUUUAACUAUAAAAUGGUGUGCCUGGGCAUGGAUACAAAUCUAGCAGCCACAAUUACUGCUGCUCGGACAAUACUUGAUGCUUUUUAUCUGCUUCGCGUGGCUCUUCAGUUCCGCACAGCUUAUGUUGCACCAUCAUCAAGGGUCUUCGGACGAGGUGAACUUGUAAUAGAUGCUGGACAGAUAGCUGCUCGGUAUUUACGUCGUUAUUUCAUUGUUGAUUUUCUUUCUGUGCUACCCUUACCACAGAUAGCGGUAUGGAAAUAUCUUAAUAAUAAAAGAAAAGGUUCAGAGGUAUUGGCUACAAAAAGAGCAUUGUUAGUUCUCGUCUUUCUUCAAUACAUUCCAAGGUUUCUCCGCUUUGUUCCUUUAACUUCAGACCUAAAAAAGACUGCUGGUGCUUUUGCUGAAAGUGCUUGGGCGGGUGCUGCAUACUAUCUGCUUUGGUACUUGCUUGCUAGUCAUAUAGCUGGGGCUUUCUGGUACUUACUAGCUGUUGAACGCAAGGACACAUGCUGGCAAAAAGCUUGCAUUGAAAGUGCAAAAUGUGAUAUAGGCUUCUUGUACUGUGGCAACAAGGUAUUGCCAGGUUUCCAUGAGUGGCGGAGGGUCAGUGAUGAUGUCCUUGCAAACAACUGUAAUGUUAACGAUGAUGGUAAUUCAUCAUUUAAUUACGGAAUCUAUACACAGGCCAUGUCAUCAGACAUUGUUGCAUCAAGGAUAUUCCUCUCUAAAUUCUUUUAUUGUUUAUGGUGGGGCUUGCAAAACUUGAGUACACUUGGUCAGGGUCUUGAAACCAGCACCUAUCCUUUAGAGGUAUUAUUUUCCAUUGCAAUAGCAAUUUUCGGGCUUAUCCUCUUUGCGCUUCUGAUUGGAAACAUGCAGACCUACCUUCAAUCUAUAACAGUUCGCCUAGAGGAAAUGAGGAUCAAAAGGCGUGAUUCGGAGCAAUGGAUGCAUCAUCGCUUGCUUCCUCAAGAUCUCAGGGAGCGAGUUAGGCGCUAUGAUCAAUACAAGUGGUUGGAAACUCGGGGAGUGGAUGAAGAAAAUUUGGUCCAGAGUCUACCAAAAGAUCUCAGGAGGGAUAUCAAGAGGCAUCUUUGUUUAAAUUUGGUCAGAAGGGUUCCUCUGUUUGCCAAUAUGGAUGAGAGGCUGCUAGAUGCUAUUUGUGAACGACUGAAGCCGAGUCUAUACACAGAGCAAACUUACAUAGUCCGAGAAGGGGAACCUGUCGAUGAGAUGCUAUUCAUCAUCCGUGGCCGCCUAGAGAGUGUAACCACUGAUGGUGGAAGGAGUGGAUUUUUCAACAGAGGAUUCUUGAAAGAAGGGGACUUUUGCGGAGAAGAGCUUCUAACUUGGGCACUAGACCCUAAAGCUGGUUCUUGCUUACCAUCAUCUACUAGGACUGUCAUGGCCAUAACGGAGGUAGAGGCUUUUGCCUUGGAAGCUGAAGAGCUGAAGUUUGUUGCAAGUCAGUUCAGGCGCCUUCAUAGCAGGCAGUUGCAGCACACUUUCCGUUUCUACUCGCAGCAAUGGAGGACAUGGGCAGCCAUCUUAAUCCAAGCUUCUUGGCGGCGGUAUGCCAGGAGGAAAGCAGCAGAACUUCGUCUCUUAGAAGAAGCCGCAGAGUGUGAUGAGGAAGAGGAAGAUGAUUAUGAUGAUAGGAGGGCAUUAAUUUCGCGAAGUAGUUUGUCCAGGCUUGGUGCAACACUACUUGCAUCUCGCUUUGCAGCCAAUGCUCUUCGUGCUCGCAGGCUUCGCAGGACAAGUAAUGAUUCAAGGCUGCUGAACCCACGAAGGCCCUCCGAACCUGACUUUAGCGCAGAGAUUGAUGAGUGAAUUGAAUUAGAUGAUUUUGCUUGCAUGCUAAAGCUUUAUGCACCAUAUAUUGUCACUAAUGUAAAAUUGAGUUCUCAGUUUCUUUUUUAACCCACUAGGAUCCACUGUACAUGUCUGUGAUGAUGUGGAGAAGGCUUAAUAUAUCAGCCACUAUAUCUGAAUAAAACAGUCACCAAAUAGAGCCAUAUAUACUUGAGAGGGGUGCGCUGUCGUUGCCAGGACCAUUAAGAGUAAGAAAUUUCUCUGUUAACUGAA
Messenger RNA from Hevea brasiliensis (rubber tree), 3482 nucleotides. Its product is annotated as putative cyclic nucleotide-gated ion channel 8. The transcript has 8 exons. Gene Ontology annotation, molecular function: voltage-gated potassium channel activity; protein binding. Bases 984 to 3227 code for a protein of 747 amino acids. The record is from RefSeq and is a predicted model, not a curated record. Gene Ontology annotation, cellular component: membrane. Gene Ontology annotation, biological process: transmembrane transport; potassium ion transport. NCBI's taxonomy places the organism in Eukaryota, Viridiplantae, Streptophyta, Magnoliopsida, Malpighiales, Euphorbiaceae.